Messenger RNA from Acanthopagrus latus (yellowfin seabream), 1805 nucleotides. RefSeq names its product ubiquitin carboxyl-terminal esterase L1 (ubiquitin thiolesterase) (gene uchl1). The record is from RefSeq and is a predicted model, not a curated record. The transcript has 9 exons. Gene Ontology annotation, cellular component: cytoplasm. Bases 118 to 780 code for a protein of 220 amino acids. Gene Ontology annotation, biological process: ubiquitin-dependent protein catabolic process; protein deubiquitination. Lineage: Eukaryota; Metazoa; Chordata; Actinopteri; Spariformes; Sparidae. Gene Ontology annotation, molecular function: cysteine-type deubiquitinase activity.
GGCAGGAUAAAGUGCGGCUACGUUCUGUAACUUCAACUGACAGCAGCAGAAACCCCCUCAGAGCACAGUGACUUCAAGUCGUCUUAACGAGCCGAAUCACGCAAAAUCCCUGCCAAAAUGGAGUGGACCCCGAUGGAGAUCAAUCCCGAGAUGCUGAACAUGUUAAUGAAAUGCCUCGGCGUGGGCGAAAGCUGGCGCUUCGUUGACGUGGUGGGGCUGGAGAGUGAGCAGCUCGCCGCCGUCCCGAAGCCAUGCUGUGCCUUGAUGCUGCUCUUCCCACUGACACAACAGCACGAGUCUUUCAGACAGCAGCAGGCAGACAAGGUUGCAUCUGACUCUGAGGUUUAUUUCCUGAAGCAGACAGCAGGCAAUUCCUGUGGCACCAUCGCCCUGCUGCAUGCAGUGGCCAACAACAAAAGCAAACCAACAUUUGCAAGUGACUCAGUCCUGAAGAAGUUUCUAGAUGAGACUGCAAACAUGUCUGCUGACGAACGUGCCAGACUUCUGGAGGAGAACCAGGCGAUCCGCAAUGCUCACAAUGAGGUUGCAGUGCAGGGCCAGUGUAGGCCUGAAGCAGACAAAGUCAAUUUCCACUUUAUCGCCUUUGUCAAUGUAAAUGGACAACUGUAUGAGUUUGAUGGGAGAAUGAACGGACCAGUGAAGCACGGAGCUACCAAAGAUGAGUCAUUCAUAACGGAUGCAGCAAAAGUGUGCCGUGGAUUCAUGGAAAGAGAGCAAGGCGAGGUCCGUUUCUCCUCCGUGGCUCUUUGUCAAAGUUAAGAUGUUCAGUUGGACACACCAACAAAUUGUAAAACCAAAAUCAUCCCGGAGCAUUCACACAUGGCAAACACAAUCAAAAAGCACCCAUAACACUAUGCACUAUAAAGCACAUAUUGUCUCCACACACUGUACUCUCAUCUCAUGAACAAAGCAUUCUUUAGCACACGUACACACCAACGCACCAUCAAAACCUUUUGUUCUGGUGACACUAACUGAGACAAAUGUGUCCUAACAUUUUUAUGUGAUAUAUCAUUCAGCAGUGAAUUGUAAAACACGAGGUCAGAUGUCACCACUGCUUGUGUGCAUGUGUGUGUUAGGGAUUUUUUGCAGCUUUUUUUGCGCGUAAUCAUUGCUGCGUCUGUCGAACUGAGAAUACUGUUGCUUAAAUACCUUUUGUGCCAAUAAACAGAGGAAAGAAAAGUGAGAGGGAGAAGGCAGAAAACAUGCUGAGAAAUGUUUCGCCUGUUUCUCUGAAUGCCUUCAGUUGCUGUGUGGUUGAGUUUAUAAGGAUCUGACAUUCCUCAGAACAGCCCAAUUGUAUCCGUAGGAAUAAUUUAACCAUUGUUCAGAAUGUGCACGCAACCUUUUGAGUGCUGUUCUUGGGUGUCACUGACAUUUAUCUGGGAAAAACUGAGGUUUUCUUUGAGAAGUUUGUAUUCAAAGUGCAAAAUGAUAGUGGAGGUUUAGUCAUUUUCUUUGUUUAGUUUACCUACAGGCCCAAGUUUUCAAAAAUGUAUUAAUAAAGUGGAGUUAUGUUUGCACUUCAGUUAACAAUCUGCUAAAGUUCAAAUGUUAAAAUAUACAAAUAGUGUGCAAUUUAACACAGAAAAUACAAAAUCUCCAAACAUGGUAGGGGCCAUCAAAAUAAAGUGUUGGGUUGUUGUCGUGCAGUGCAGGUUGAUAGUACUGUGUGUCUAGACUGUGCACCACUUGUUUACCUUUCUGCACUUUCCAAAUACUGUGUUGCUGUAGUUCUGCUGAUGAUGCAGUUGUGGGAAUUCAAUAAAGCAACCAUUAAACUUAAA